AUGGCUGUGUGUGCGGACUGCAAAAUAAAAAACUCACGGUUGGAAGAGAAGCUUUGUCGUCUGCAAAAUGAUCUCCGUGAGAAGGAUAGGCUGCUGGAGGGCUUCAUAUCCGUAGCUUCAGCUCAAGCCAAACAUAUAUCCCUGAGUCAGGCCUCCAGGAUCACCGGUCUUUCGCCCUCGGCUCUGGCACCACAGCUGGUUUCGGCCUCCGCUGCCACUCUGCCCUGGUUGGCCUCCCUGCAUUCUUCGAUCGGGCCAGCCGAGGGCCCUGCAGCCGGGGGUCCAGCCGGCUCACCCGUGCCGCACAGCGCAAAGCCGGCAGGCUGUCUCCCCACCUCUCCUCCCGCGCAUCGGUACAGUCAGGAUCUGAGACCGCUGGACGACCCUGACACUGGCAUGGUAGCGGGGCUCCCAGCGCUCCCUACCCACAGCUCGACCCCAAAGCUGAAGGGGCAGCAAACCUGGCUCGAGGUGGCGCAACGCGGACGGAGGACGACCGCAGCGGAGAGAGUCCCUUCACCACCACGGCUCUCUCUCUCCAACCGCUUCUUGGCCCUGAGGGAUGAGGCUCCCGCUGUCCCAGUCCCUGCUCCGGCUCCACCUCUCCUGACGGUCCCAGCUCCAGCAGAGGCGGCUCCGCGGAUGUCCAACUCGGACCUGGCACCGCGGCCCUCCUCGACCGGGAUACUGCGUCGCAGGCUGCUGAAGGAGGCCGUCUCCAGGCGCUCGGAGAGGCUCCCCCGGGCCGGCAACAACCUCACUCCACCUGCGUCCGCUCACUGCCGACAAUCGCCGUCUCCUGCACAGGUGGAGCGCCCAACUUCUGAAGGCUUCAGCGCCUGCACACCAGCUCCUCGUCCCCUUUUUCCCCCGACCACGCUCAUCAUCGGAGACUCCAUAACCAGGUACAUCAGGUUUUUUAAUGCCAUCACUCACUGUUUUCCCGGCGCCAUGGUACCUGUCAUCCUGGACAAACUUCUUAAUCUACUCCCCUCUCUCCCCUCCUCUGUCACUAAGAUUGUGCUCCAUGUUGGUUCAAACGACAUGUCCCUUAAGCAGUCAGAAAUCACAAAGAGGGAUUUUAACUUGCUUUUUAACGUUUUAAAGGACACUGGAAAGACUGUUUUUAUCUCUGGCCCGAUCCCCACUCUCGGUCGUGGAGGGGAACGUUUUAGCAGGAUCCUCAGCCUCCACACCUGGCUCCAAUCCACAUGCCCCACCCACAACUUCGGUUUUAUUGACAAUUUUAAUCUGUUUUGGGACCGAGCAUCACUUUUUAGCCAUGAUGGGAUCCACCCCAACAGGCGGGGUAGCCGAAUGCUCUCUUGCAACAUCCAGUAUAUGAUCCACUCCUCACCCGUCUGA
This is a messenger RNA of Xyrichtys novacula (pearly razorfish), 1365 nucleotides long. Lineage: Eukaryota; Metazoa; Chordata; Actinopteri; Labriformes; Labridae. The record is from the annotation of a GenBank genome assembly.